AUGUCGAAUCCACUCGAUACUGACGCUGGCUCUGAGCUCUUCAGCAGCUACGAAGCCGAGCUCAAACUAGUCCAAGCCGACUUGAACCAGAAGUUGGAUCAAAUCCCAGACCUGAGCGGCGAGCCACGCAAAGCAGCCAUCAGCCAGGCAGAGCGAGCGUUAGAAGAGGCCAGCGAGCUGCUCGAUCAAAUGCGCCUUGAAAAGCAGAACAUUCCAUCUGCAACACGUACCAAAGUCAACCAACGCUUCCGCAACCACGAAUCCGACGUCGACUCCGCAAAGCGGAAACUUCGCUCUAUGGCCGAUGACCGCUCUGCUCUCUUCGGCAGCCGAUACUCGGAUAACCCAAACGAUGUACAGCUCGAGCAACGACAGCAAUUGCUGUCUGGAACAGAUAGGUUGGAUCGCAGCUCACAGAGGUUGAAGGCCAGUCAGGCGUUGGCGAAUGAGACAGAGGCUAUUGGUGCAAGCACGCUGGCGGAUUUACAUAGACAGAGGGAGACGAUCCAGCAUACAGGAGAUACUCUGCUGGAGAGUGAGGGAUAUGUGGAUAGGAGUGUGAAGACAUUGAGAGGGAUGGCGCGUAGGUAA
Messenger RNA from Hyaloscypha bicolor E, 591 nucleotides. Its product is annotated as vesicle transport v-SNARE protein. Gene Ontology annotation, molecular function: SNARE binding; SNAP receptor activity. The transcript has 2 exons. Gene Ontology annotation, biological process: intracellular protein transport; intra-Golgi vesicle-mediated transport; vesicle fusion with Golgi apparatus. NCBI's taxonomy places the organism in Eukaryota, Fungi, Ascomycota, Leotiomycetes, Helotiales, Hyaloscyphaceae. The coding region runs from base 1 to 591 and encodes 196 amino acids. The record is from RefSeq and is a predicted model, not a curated record. Gene Ontology annotation, cellular component: SNARE complex; ER to Golgi transport vesicle membrane; endoplasmic reticulum membrane.